GAGUCUCUCGAACGCGUCGCUGCUCAGUGAAUUCGAUUCCGGCGCGUGCAUACUUAAACUCGUAUAAAUAUUCAAAUUCCGCGUAUAUAGUAUAAAUACUUACAUAUAUGCAUAACUGUUUGUGUAAUGACAGUGGUUUGUUUGCACUGAAUACUUUGGAAAUAUAAAACAAAAAGGCUACAAAUAGUUUUUAGUGUAUAAAAAAUUGUUCUUACGCGCUUUUCACGAUGCUCACGAUGUGAUAUUUGCUCAGCGCAGGAAACUAAUCAAAUCUCAUUCUGACAAAAUGUUGGCUCGUGCAUAGAUGUGGAGUGAGCAGUCAUUUGCAUUAAAUUAAAUAAGCAAACAAGUUUUUAAAGGCUGGCGAAAAAUGUAUUUUCACAAUGAUACGGAUAUAAAUACGAAUGGCAAUUCCAAUUCAAAUAUACACAUUAUAAACAGAACGAGUGGUAAAAAUUGCAGCACAUCGUCAACAGAUUCUGGCGUCAGCUUGGUUGAUAAUGCAGCCACAUAUCGAGCAGGGCCAACGACCAAAGAUAAUGGUUACAAGAGCGAAGAAGAGGAAACAAAGAAAAAACCAGAGGCGGAAGACAAAUCACAACGUAUCAGCAUUGAAGUCGAGGCAACAGUGAGCCUCAAGAGGGCAAAUGAAGCCAGCAGCAAGAGCACAAAAUCAAAAUCAUCACCCGCCCUCUCCAUACGCAGCACAACGAUCUCCAUUGUGUCCAUUGAUGAGAAUGCCAUCGAUUCCAGCUGCAUUGACAGCGACUCGGAGGCAGAAGCCGAUGGCGGCUACACGGUCCAUAAACUGGGCCAACAGAUCGAGUACCCGCCACAGAGUCCUGACCUAACGCACCUUAACAAGGGACUCACGGUGAUCAGUCGGCAAGUGACGCCCAGCGCGAACGGCCCUCAAGCUCCUAAUGUCGUUGCCCAGCAGCUGCUCAAUGGCCAUUUGAAUCUGGCGACGCCUACAAGUCCAUCAGCGCCACAGCAGAUCGGCAGCAUUGCGCUGUCCAACACCACAGAUGUCACAUUUGGCGACAAGCAUUUCUACGAGGGACCCGUCACGAUACAACAGUUUCUGAUUGACAAUCGGGAGAAAUGGAAAUCAGCCGACGGCGAUGAGCUGGCUGGCCAUGAUAAUCCUGGCUUCAAUCAACAUGCAACGUCUAACGGCAACACUACAGAUGGCAAGCUAAAUGAAUCCUCAAAGACACCAACUCUUUGUCCAUAUCUGCCUCAAUCAACCAGUCGCAAGGCAAUUGUCAUAACGGCUGCAUUGGUGUUGCUUACCGUUAUCCUGGCCGCGAUAUUGGCAACUACCACAGACCUUUUUGGCAAGACUUUGCAUAAAAGUAAGCUUGGUGACGGCGACGAUUCCAGACUCAAUAUUCCAAUCAAUUCAACAAUAGAUAAGGAUAACUUUGGCGGUGGCUUGGUGCUAAGAUAUGUUCCGCGUGCGGUUUGGCUGGCGCAGCCAGCACAGAAGGAUUUGCCAAAACUCUCGCUGCCCGUGCCAUUCGUCAUAGUCUUGCCCACAAACUCCGAGAAUUGCAGCACGCAGGCGCAGUGUGUGUUUAGAGUGCGAUUCCUGCAGACUUUCAACAUUGAAUCGCAGCAAAGGGAUGACAUAACCUAUAAUUUUCUUAUUGGCGGUGACGGCAAUGUCUAUGUGGGUCGCGGCUGGGAUCAUGUGGGAGCUCACAUGCAGGGCUAUAAUACCCGCAGUCUGAGCUUUGCCUACAUCGGCGCCUUUCGGCAUCAGCGACCGUCGGACAAACAGCUCAGCGUCACACGCCUGCUGCUUGAAGAUGGGGUUAACCUUGGCAAGCUUGCGCCCAACUAUAAGCUGGUUGGCGCCAGCACGCUCGAGCCCACGAUCACCGAAUACAAUGCGGAGCUGCUGUACCAGAGCUUCGGCAAUUGGACCCACUGGGCUAUUUCAUAAGAGCUACCAUAUAAGUACAAGCAAACAAACAAUAGUCACGAAUAAUUGUUAGCUUUGACAAGUGUCAUAAUUCAGUAAGUUAGACUAAGGCGUUUACAAGUUGUGAUAUUAUUAACAAACAUAACUCUUAAAAUAAAAACCAAUU
Messenger RNA from Drosophila busckii, 2096 nucleotides. RefSeq names its product peptidoglycan-recognition protein LC (gene PGRP-LC). Gene Ontology annotation, molecular function: zinc ion binding; N-acetylmuramoyl-L-alanine amidase activity. The transcript has 4 exons. Gene Ontology annotation, biological process: peptidoglycan catabolic process. The coding region runs from base 371 to 1951 and encodes 526 amino acids. The record is from RefSeq and is a predicted model, not a curated record. Lineage: Eukaryota; Metazoa; Arthropoda; Insecta; Diptera; Drosophilidae.